CUCUCUUUACUUCCCUGUCACUUAUUAUCCCACAAAAGUAGUCUGUCCAAAAAUGCCGCUGAACAUGCUUCUUCCGCGGCUUGGUCAGGGCGCACUGCAGACCCUGUCCCGCCCCACGUCGCUUGCCGGCAUGGCUGCUGGUAGGUUUAAAGCCCGCGCAACGCCGUUCAUGUCGGCUCUUGCCAACAAGCGGUACUCCUCCACGCAGCCCGAUGCCGCCGAUGUCGAGCGCCUGAGGAAGCUGCGCAACAUUGGAAUCUCGGCGCAUAUCGACUCUGGCAAGACCACGUUGACCGAGCGUAUCCUGUAUUACACAGGUCGGAUCAAGUCGAUCCACGAGGUGCGCGGCAAGGACAACGUUGGUGCGACCAUGGACUGGAUGGAGCUGGAGCGCGAGAAGGGCAUCACAAUCCAGUCGGCAGCCACGUACGCGCAGUGGGGCGAAACCAACCUUAACAUUAUCGAUACACCGGGUCACGUCGACUUCACAAUUGAGGUUGAGCGUGCUCUGCGCGUGCUGGAUGGUGCCGUGCUGGUUCUUUGCUCCGUCAGCGGUGUGCAGAGCCAGACGAUCACGGUCGACCGGCAGAUGCGCCGGUACAACGUGCCGCGCAUCUCGUUUAUCAACAAGAUGGAUCGGGCAGGUGCCAACCCGCAGCGUAUCAUUGAGCAGAUCCGCAACAAGCUCAAGAUCCCUGCGGCUGCCCUGCAAGUGCCCAUUGGUGCCGAAGACGCGUUCGAGGGUGUUGUGGAUAUUCUGAAGAUGAAGGCCGUGUAUAACCGCGGCGAGCGCGGCGAGGACGUCGUCCUUGAGGAGAUCCCUGCGCAUCUUGUCGAGAAGGUUAAGGAGGCACGCGAGGAGCUGGUUGCCACGCUGGCCGAGGUUGACGACGAGAUCGGCGAGCUGUUCAUCGAGGAGAAGGAGCCGACAGAGCAGCAGCUGCGGGACGCGGUCCGCCGUGCCACCAUUGCGCGCAAGUUCUCGCCGGUCAUGAUGGGCUCAGCCAUCAAGGACAAGGGCAUCCAGCCGCUGCUUGACGGUGUGAUCUCGUACCUGCCGACGCCUGUCGAGGUCAAAAACACCAUGCUGGAUAUUGAUAACAACGAGCAGGUCAUGGAUGUCGUGCCGUAUUCGAACCAGCCGUUUGUCGGCCUGGCCUUCAAGCUCGAGGAGGGCAAGUAUGGCCAGCUCACGUAUAUCCGCGUGUACCAGGGCAAGCUCGAGAAGGGCCAGUUUGCAUACCAUGUCAAGACCGGCAAGAAGGUUAAGAUCUCGCGCCUUGUGCGUAUGCACUCCAACUCGAUGGAGGAUGUCGACAGCGUGGGUGCUGGUGAGAUCUGUGCCUUGUUCGGCAUCGACUGCGCCUCUGGCGACACCUUCACCGACGGCUCCGUCAACUGCUCCAUGAGCACCAUGUUUGUACCCGACUCUGUCAUCUCGCUCUCGCUGACACCGAAGGACAAAAACUCGCCCAACUUCUCCAAGGCGCUAAACAGGUUCCAGAAGGAGGACCCGACGUUCCGCGUCCACGUCGAUUCCGAGAGCAAGCAGACCAUCAUCUCGGGCAUGGGUGAGCUCCACUUGGACAUCUACGUCGAGCGCAUGCGCCGCGAGUAUGGUGUCGACUGCAUCACUGGCAAGCCGCAGGUGGCCUUCCGUGAGACCGCCACAUGCCGUUCCGAGUUUGCCUACACGCACAAGAAGCAGUCUGGUGGUGCCGGUCAGUUUGGUCGUGUCCAGGGCUAUAUUGAGCCGAUCGACCCGGAGGAGCACGCCGAGACCCCGCACGAGUUCGUCAACAACGUUGUUGGCGGAAACAUCCCGACACAGUACAUUCCAGCCUGCGAGAAGGGCUUCUACGAUGGCCUGCAUGAGGGAUUCAUGGUUGGCCACCCGAUCGUUGGUGUGCGCAUGGUGCUCAAGGACGGUGCUGCGCACUCGGUCGAUUCCAGCGAACUGGCGUUCCGCCUCGCUGGCUUCUAUGCGUUCCGUGAGGCAUUCAAGGCGAGCAAUCCCCGCGUCCUCGAGCCAGUCAUGACCGUCGAGGUGUCGGCCCCGAUUGAGUUCCAGGGAAGCGUCCUGGGAUCCGUCAAUAAGCGCAAGGGCAUUAUCGUCGACACGGAUACCCAAGAAGACUACUGCGUCGUGACUGCCGAGGUCCCGCUCAACAACAUGUUUGGCUACUCGACUGAGCUGCGGUCGGCCACGCAGGGCAAGGGUGAGUUCUCGAUGGAGUACAAGCGCCAUUCGCCUGUCUUGCCGAACGUCCAAGAAGACAUGGUCAAGGAGUACCAGAAGAAGCUGGCUGAGAAGAAGUAAGACACCUAGAUGCUUGGCUGGCAAUUGCAAUACUAUUCAC
Linderina pennispora is the source of this 2360-nucleotide messenger RNA. RefSeq names its product translation elongation factor G. Lineage: Eukaryota; Fungi; Kickxellomycota; Kickxellomycetes; Kickxellales; Kickxellaceae. Gene Ontology annotation, molecular function: GTP binding; translation elongation factor activity; GTPase activity. Gene Ontology annotation, biological process: mitochondrial translational elongation. Bases 53 to 2320 code for a protein of 755 amino acids. The record is from RefSeq and is a predicted model, not a curated record. The transcript has a single exon. Gene Ontology annotation, cellular component: mitochondrion.